AUGGAAACUCGGAGCCGUAAGAGGGCAGGGGCAUCUACAGCGCCAACCUCUUCUGUUCCAACCACACGCGCCGCCAAACGCCUCCGUAACGCGUCCUCAUCCGCCGCCACCGCCGCCGCUGCGUCGUCUACUCCCAUGGACUCUACCUCGGAACCAUCCACCGCCUCUGCUUCCGCCACUCGUGCCCCCCGCGGAAAAAACCCGAGUAAUAGUAAGAAUUCCGAUCAUAGUAGCAAUAAGAAACGUAGUCAUAGUAAAGGCAAUGUUAAUUUGGACAAGGGUAAGGAGAAGGCGCCUGAAAUUAGGCCGGGAAACUCAGGGAGGAGUUUGGAGUCGAACAUGGGCUCAAGGGAUGUUGCGGACAAUGGUAAUGGUGGCGCUCCAAACGCAACUGUUCUGGAGGGCUUGUUGAGGAAGAUCAGUGCUGAGAUGAGUGAUAUUAUAGCCGCGUCAUCUUCUACAGCUUCUCAACAAAGUGAGAGAUUGGAGAGGAUUUUGUCGGACUUGAGGGCCGAAGGGGAGGAGAGCCUGCAAGUGGAGGCGUUAAUGGAGCUAACGGAGGUGCUGUCGAUGGCGACUGAGGCCUCGCUGAGGAACUUCUCGUAUGAUUCUUUCGUGCCGGUACUUGUGGGGCUGGUUAAUUACGAGAACAACCCGAAUAUCAUGCUUUUGGCAGCUCGGGCUUUGACCCACUUGGUUGAUGCAGUGCCCUCGUCUUGUGAUGAGGUGGUGCGCUAUGGGGCAGUGCCGUGCUUUGUUGCUAGGCUGCUGACUAUCGAGUACAUGGACUUGGCUGAGCAGUCUCUGCAAGCUUUGAAGAGGAUAUCUGAGGAACAACCGGCAACCUGCUUGCGUGCUGGUGCACUUGUGGGCGUGCUCUCUUAUCUAGAUUUUUUCCCCACAGGGAUACAGAGAGUUGCCUUGUCGACUGCUGCCAACAUUUGUGAGGACCUACCUUCAGAUGCUGCUGAUUUUGUGAUGGAAGCUGUUCCGACGUUGACUAAUCUCCUCCAAUAUCAUGAUAAAAAGGUUGUAGAAAAGGCAUCUUUUUGCCUCACACGUGUUGCCGAAGCAUUUGCUCUUUCACCAGAAAGACUUGAUGACCUAUGUAGCCAUGGUGUUGUUACACACGCAGCUGUCCUAAUAUCUUCCAGCAGCUCUUUAGGUGGUCAGGCUUCCCUUGGAACUCAUACAUUCAUGGACUUAAUCCAGCUUCUUUCCACUCUUGCAAGUGGCUCUGCUUUAGGAGCAAAGUCUCUGCAUCUCCUGGGAAUCGGUGGUAUCUUAAAAGACUUGUUAUUGGGGACAGGCCAGGCGACAAGCAUAUCUGUUUCACCUGCUUUUGGCCGAACACCAGAGCAGGUUUGUGAGAUUGUGAACCUGGCAGACGAACUGCUUCCAGCUGUGAAGGGUCAUGCUGGAAACUCUAGCCUCGAGGAAGAUUCUAAUGGGGGUAUACCUGAGGUUUCAACCCGUGAGAAACUGUUGAAUGAACAGCCUGAACUUCUGCUGCAGUUUGGGAUAGAUCUCCUUCCUGUUCUUGUCCAGAUUUGCAAUUCUAGUGCGAAUGUUUCUGGCCGCCACAAGUGUCUUUCAGUUAUUAGAAAGAUUUUGCACUUCAGCACUUCCGAAAUUAUACAGUCUUUAAUAAAUGUCACAAACAUAUCAAGUUUUUUAGCUGCGGUUUUAGCUUGGAAGGACCACCAAGUUUUGGUGCUUGCUCUUCAAAUAGCAGAAAUAUUGAUGGAAAAACAUCCUGGUACGUUCUCUAGGACGUUUGUUAGGGAAGGUGUUGUGCAUGCUGUGGAUGCAUUGAUAUUGUCUGGAGGAGAUAGCAGUUCUCAACAGUCCUGUCACAAGAAAUCUAGUAAUUUUUCUUCUCGUUCUAGACGGAAUACAAGAAAAGAUGUUAGCUCCAGUUCAGUUGAUAAAACCUCAGAUCCAACCGCCAAUUCAAGUCCUCUAGUGACAGCGAUUGCCCAUGCAAGAUUGUUCAAAGAAAAAUAUUUUUCUUCAGAUGCAGGCAGUGGAUCUGGGGUUACAGAUGGUCUCCUCCGCUUGAAAAAUCUUUGCACAAGAAUGAACAUGGGGAUCGAUGAGCAGAAAAAGAGAUCCAAGGGAAAAUCGAAAGCCAUUGGUGCUCGGCUCAGUAAAAAAUCCGCUAGGAUAGAGGAAGAAUUGGUUGAAAUGAUUGUUCAGCUUCUACAGGAGCUUAGCAGAGAAGAAGGUGCAUCAACUUUUGAGUUUAUGAGUAGUGGGAUAGUUUCAUGCUUACUUAACUACUUAACUUGCGGUUAUUUCUCCAGUAAAAAGAUUUCCAAAGUUAGUCUGCUCAGGCUUCAGCCACUAGCAAUAAGAAGAUACAAGUCUUUUGUCUCCCUCUUCCUCCCUUCAAAUAUUGAAGGGAAUCUAGUCCCUAUGAGCAUUUUGGUUCAAAAGCUACAAAAUGCUUUGUCCUCAUUAGAGUGUUUCCCUCUUGCAUGCAGCCGGUCUACUCAUGGUUCAUUAGAUAGGAAUGCAAGUGUCUCAUCUGGUUCAAGUAGUUUAUCUCGGUCAAUCAAACUGCGUCUUUCCCGAGCACCGGAAGAAAAAACACUUGGCGAUUACUCUACGAAUGUUGUGAUUAUUAGUGAUCCAUUGACAAGUCUGGCUGCCGUUGAAGACUUCCUUCUGCCGAGGGUUCAGCAAGAUGAGUCUGAUCAAGAGCCUUCAGCAUGUGCUGGGAAGUCAGGGUCUGAAACAACUCCUGCAGGUUUGUCAGAGGAAAAAGAUUCUAGCCCAUCAAAGGCAAAGGGGAAAGCAGUUGUCACACAAGACCAAGAAGGUGUGGAAGGACCUCAGACUAGGAGUACUGCUCGUAGAAGUUUGGCUCUUGAUAAAGAUAAGCACAUGAUGCCAUUGAUUGAGGACACCUCUUAUAAGGUAGAGGAGUCGGACAAUUUGCAUGUGGAAAGUGAUGAGCAAAUGGAAAGUGGAGAUGAUGAUAUAUCUGAUGAUGAGAACUACCCUGCCGCCAUUUAUAUUGAUGUACAGAGAAGCGCUACUCUUCCUAUUUACAUGACAAGCAUAGUGCAUGAUAUUAAACUGGGUGACUCUUCAGAUGACAGUCCUGAUAGACAAAAUGAACGACCAAGUAGUUCUAGCUCUGCAGGUACUAUGGGAAGAGGUGUUCGUGGACUGAUAUUUACUGCAGAGGGGAGGCAGCUGAAUAGUCAAAUGACUGUUUAUCAGGCAGUAUUGGGCGAAGGAAGUGAAUCCAGUGAUGGUGUAUCUAGAGAUGGUCGUCAGUUCUGGGAUGCCAUUCACACUAUACUUUACGAGAGCGCUGAUAAUCAAGCUAUGACCUUUUCACGUGGGAUUGUUGCAUCAACAGCUGAAUCUGAGUCUUCAAAAGCUAGUGCUUCUUGUGAUUACACUGAAUUGUCCUUGAGUAGUAUCUCUCUUCUGGAUAGGUUCAUCCGAGGGGGCCCUUGUGAUUUUGAAAGAGAAGACCCCAUUUAUCAUAUUCUAGCACUAUUGCGUGUACUGGAGGGGUUGAAUCAGUACGCACCACUUUUGCGGGUCCAAGUAGCAAUCGACAGUUUCGCCGAGGGGAAAAUUUCUAAUCUAGAAGAACUUAAUAUGAGUGGAGCCAAGGUUUCUCCGGAAGUUUUUGUAAAUAGAAAGGUUACAUCAAAAUUGGCUCAAAAAAUUCAGGACACUCUUGCCGUUAGCACAUGUUCCCUUGCGUCUUGGUGCUACCAUCUGACAAAAGCUUGCCCAUUUUUGUUCCCUUUCGAAACCCGUUGUCUGUAUUUCUAUUCAACUGCUUUUGGAUUUUCUCGUGCGUUGCAUCGGCUCCAGCAGCUGCAAGGUUCUAAUGGGCAUGGUACCAUAUUAGAGCGCCAGAAAGUUCGUGUCCACAGGAACCGAAUUCUAGAUUCAGCUGCAAAAGUCAUGGAGAUGUACUCUAGUCAGAAAGCUGCUCUUGAAGUUGAGUAUUAUGGUGAGGUUGGCUCCGGAUUAGGGCCUACCGUGGAGUUCUACACUCUUUUGAGUCACGAACUUCAGGAAGCUGGAUUAGGAAUGUGGAGGUCAAGUUCAUAUUCUGGACAUAUGCCUCUUAGGUUGUUUCCUCGCCCUUGGCCAGCCACAGCUGAUACUUCGGAUGGUAGCCAAUUUUCCAAAGUUAUCGAGUAUUUCCGGUUGCUCGGGAGAACAAUGGCUAAAGCUCUUCAAGACGGGAGGCUUUUGGAUUUGCCACUGUCAGCAGCCUUUUAUAGGCUUGUUCUUGGUCAAGAGUUGGUUUUGCACGACAUCAUUUCUUUCGAUCCGGAACUUGGGACUACAUUGCAAGAAUUGCAAGCCCUUGCAUGCAGGAAAAAGUACUUGGAAUCUGUGAGAAGCUAUAAUCCAGAAGAGCUCUAUUUUCGUGGAUCUUCUGUUGAUGAUCUUUGUUUAGAUUUCUCCCUUCCAGGCUAUGCAGAUUAUAUUUUGAGAGCAGGCAAUGAAAUUGUGGAUAUAAGUUCUCUGGGAAACUAUGUUUCCCUUGUGGUUGAUGCUACGGUAGGGACUGGGAUCAUGCGACAAAUGGAAGCAUUUAGAUCUGGUUUUAAUCAGGUGUUUGACAUCUCAACUCUGACAAUAUUUUCUCCGAAUGAGCUGGACCAGUUGCUGUGCGGCUGCAGAGAUAUGUGGAAGGCUGAGUCUCUCGUGGACAACAUUAAGUUCGAUCAUGGAUACACUUCAAACAGUCCUGCCAUCAUCAAUUUUCUUGAAAUCAUGGGUGAGUUCACUCCCGAGCAGCAAAGAGCCUUCUGCCAGUUUGUCACCGGUGCUCCUCGGCUUCCGCCAGGUGGACUUGCGGUGCUGAACCCUAAGCUGACUGUUGUCAGAAAGGUACAUAUUUUGCCAGACUCUGUGGAUGAUGACUUGCCGAGUGUCAUGACUUGUGCGAAUUACCUGAAGCUUCCACCAUACUCAUCUAAGGUCAAGGAUCUUUCGAUUUGUCAUGAAUCGUUGGAUUUUGCUGCUACAGUGGAGGUUGAUGAAGAUGCUGCCUGCGAUCUUGAGGACUAGCGUGCAAAGGAUAAUUUUUAGUAUAUAAGUAGCUUGUAUAUAAUUAUACUUUUCAUAUAUUAAUCAGCGAAUAAUGACUUUACAACUUUUUUUUUUGUUCGUGUUUGGUAAUUUUAAGCUAUUCUUUCGUUGCUCCGGUGGUGGAUUUUUGCACUUUAUGGAAAUAAGAAAGGAAGAUUUUAUUCAAAUAAUUAGCUUGGCUCUGUUUGGUAUUAGAAGCUGGUGAAAUUUGGAUUUGAAAGAACUGCAUACAUUGAAAC
Molecule: messenger RNA, 5318 nt
Organism: Striga asiatica
Lineage: Eukaryota; Viridiplantae; Streptophyta; Magnoliopsida; Lamiales; Orobanchaceae
Source: the annotation of a GenBank genome assembly